GGACGGCUGCGAUGUGCUCCUUGGCCCCGUUAUCCGAUUCCGCGAGCCGACGAUCUCAUCGACCAACUUCGUGGGGCCAGGAUUUUUACAAGAUUGAUCUACGAGGAGGUUACAAUCGGUUUCGUGUCGCCGAAGCUGGUAUUUCGAAGACUGCCUUUCGAACCCGUUAUGGAAGUUACGAGUAUACAGUGAUGCUGUUUGGGCUGACAAACACACCCUCAACUUUUCAACUGACCAUGAACGAAGUCUUCCGCUCGCUACUGGACAAGUGCGUCAUCGUCUACCUAGAUGACAUCCUGGUUUACAGCACAUCUCAGGAACAACAUUUGACGGACCUGGAAGCCGUUUUUACCCUCUGCCAUCACCAUCAACUCAUCAUCACGGGCUCUGAGUGCGAGUUCUUAAAAGAGGAGCUGGAAUUCCUGGGCCACGUCAUCUCCACCGAAGGCGUUAAAAUCGACCCGAAGAAAAUCGACACUAUUCGCAACUGGGAGCUGCCUACGAACGUAAAGGAGUUGCAGAUUUUUAUGGGUUC
Messenger RNA from Closterium sp. NIES-67, 535 nucleotides. The record is from the annotation of a GenBank genome assembly. NCBI's taxonomy places the organism in Eukaryota, Viridiplantae, Streptophyta, Zygnematophyceae, Desmidiales, Closteriaceae.